AUGGCUACGGCUAAGAGAAGCAAGGCGAAAGCUGCCAAGGCCAAAGCCGCGGAAGCAGCCAAGACAGCCAGGGCCAACGCCUACGAGGCCGAAAGGGCAGCUGACGCGGACGCUGUACGGGCCGCCAAGAUUGCCAAGAGGAAGGCGAGAGAGGCCAAAAAAGCUGCCACGACGGACACCGCGAAAGCCAAAGAGGCAGAAGAAGCCGCCAGGACAGCCAAAUUCAUGGCCGAAGAAGCCGCCAAGGCAAAGGAAGCCGCGGACGAGGCGAGGCGGCUGGAGGACAAGGAAACGGAGUGGGCGCAGUGCGAGGAAGAGCUGUUCGCCUCGAGGUUCCGCCGUUUCUGGAACAAAUUCUACGCCUGCCGCGGCCGCGGCGUCACCUUCCAUCAAACCACAUCUAUCCCUGCCAUGCGUUAUACGUCCCCUGCUUCUCGUGACUCGCCCGAUGCCAUGGAUACUCUACAGUUCAAGUCAGUCAAAAUCGCAUCAAUCAAAGAGUGCUUACACUGGCCGCUGCAAGUGUUUGGCAUCGUUGCUGCACGUGAUAUCCUGGAUAACAAGCGCAACAUUAUUUUCCACCGUCCGAGAAAUAGCUGCCAGACCAUCACCGAAGAGGAUCCAUAUCUUGCAUUGACCGGCCCCAGUCGAGCUAUUGCGGUGUCAAUAGACCCUUCCUACAUUGAGGUUUCCCUGAAAGUCAAGGGCCCUACAAAAGCUGAGGAUAAAGAUCUGAGUGAUCUUGUUGUGACUUACAAAAGUGCGUAUUGCCUAACUGGUGUUUACCCUAGCAGGCUCAGCACGCUGAAACUUGAAUUCAGCCACGUUAGUUUCUCUGUGGAGGCCACAAUCUGUAUAAAACUCACUGGUGGGUCAUGGCCAAUUGGUUUCCAAAGUGUAUUCACUGCUGGCACUUCUACUGAUGAUGUCCUUGUCAAAUUACUUGAUUCCGGACAUGACGGGUUGCCUGUCGAUGCCAAUGGUGUGACCAAGCUCUCGCGUCGCGUGGUUUCUGUUGGACUGGAGAAGUUUCUGAAGGUUUGUCUCAUGGCAAUUUCGAUUAAUGAGAAACAAGUUGUUGAGAGUAGCGAGGCAACUUUUAAGCCUGAGAGGGCUGACAUUAGCCUAAUCAAUCUUAGUCUUGGCUUCUGUAGUAUGGAAGUCGCCGUUGCUUGGUCAUGUUUCUGUGAUGAGUGA
This is a messenger RNA of Triticum dicoccoides, 1197 nucleotides long. RefSeq lists its product as uncharacterized. The transcript has 3 exons. Bases 1 to 1197 code for a protein of 398 amino acids. NCBI's taxonomy places the organism in Eukaryota, Viridiplantae, Streptophyta, Magnoliopsida, Poales, Poaceae. The record is from RefSeq and is a predicted model, not a curated record.